Messenger RNA from Myiozetetes cayanensis, 3378 nucleotides. It is a transcript of the gene G6PC2, whose product is annotated as glucose-6-phosphatase catalytic subunit 2. The transcript is spliced from 5 exons. The coding region runs from base 869 to 1936 and encodes 355 amino acids. Gene Ontology annotation, cellular component: membrane. Gene Ontology annotation, molecular function: glucose-6-phosphatase activity. Lineage: Eukaryota; Metazoa; Chordata; Aves; Passeriformes; Tyrannidae. The record is from RefSeq and is a predicted model, not a curated record. Gene Ontology annotation, biological process: gluconeogenesis; glucose 6-phosphate metabolic process.
CUCAUAAUCAUCUGUUCCCAACCUUGCUCUGGUUUGCAAAGCAGGUCUCAUUUCUGCAUGAGACUGGGCAGUCAGAAGUGGGACUGCAGCUCCUGGAAAAACUGUGCAGGACUUGCAUCAUGUAAGCAAUGCAAAGAAUGGUGGUACCGAAUGAUGUCUCAGAGACUAAGCUUCAUCUGCAUUGUGCCCUGGCUUAACAGGCCUCUUGUGUGAAGGAAACAAUUGUUUUUCAGUGUUUUAAGAAUAUUGCUGCUUUAAAAAUAAAUCUAUAGCUCAACAGCCUCAUUGAUGUAUGGAUGCUGGUUGUAUUUUCCGUGACUGAAAAAUGAGUUGUCAAAGUAUGAGUAGCAGCACGGUAGCCAAGUUCUAUUUCAAAGUGAAAUGUACAGCUUUAAUGACAGUUCUGCAAAGAUCAGUUAUUUGUGUAUUCUUUCUAUCCUUUAUGCAGGCAACACUUAAUGAAGUACACACAUUACUAAUGUCCAUCCUGCAGAGAAAUGAGCUGUGAAAAAAUUUAAGCAAACAUGUUCCAACUGUUCAUACAAAGGAUUACAUAAGUCACACAUUAUGUUUCCACAAAACUUUCCCCACAAUUUGCUGCUGCUCAGCAUGUACUUCACUUAGCUUCCUCUAAUUAAAAUUUGCAAACAGAAAAGCUUUCCAGGGCUAAGAGACUCGUGCUUUCCCAGAGUUUUGGAGCCACGUGUUUCAGGAAUGGCUGGGUACACCACACCAAUAUAAUAUAAAGGCAACGUCAAUCACCUUCUCUCACUUUUUAAUAGCUCCCCUCCAUGGUUCUCAUUCUCUCAGUAGAAACUAAAGAUUAAAGGAACUUUACUAUAUUUCAAGUACAGUUUAAUCCAUUAAGAUGGAUCUCCUUCAUAGCAAUGGCGUGCUUAUCAUUCAGCAUUUACAGAGGGACUACAGGGCUUACCAGGAUUUCCUUAAUUUUAUGUCACAUGUCGGUGAUCCGCGGAAUAUAUUCUCAAUUUAUUUUCCUCUUUGGUUUCAGCUCAACCAAGUGGUUGGUACUAAAAUGAUAUGGGUGGCAGUCAUUGGUGAUUGGUUCAACCUCAUAUUUAAAUGGAUUUUAUUUGGCCAUCGCCCAUACUGGUGGGUGCAAGAAACAAUGAUUUAUCCUAAUCAGUCAAGCCCAUGCCUUGAACAGUUUCCUAUAACGUGUGAAACUGGACCAGGAAGCCCAUCUGGACACGCCAUGGGAUCAUCCUGCGUCUGGUAUGUAAUGGUCACUGCAGCACUUAGCUACACAGUUAGAUGGAAAGAUAAAUUAGCUGUUACCCUUCACAGACUGACAUGGUCAUUCCUCUGGAGUAUUUUUUGGAUUAUCCAGAUCAGUGUGUGCAUCUCAAGAGUAUUCAUAGCAACACAUUUCCCUCAUCAAGUUAUUCUUGGAGUAUUUGCUGGCAUUCUUGUGGCAGAAGCAUUUGAGCAUACCCCUGCUAUUCAGACUGCGAGCUUGAGAAUGUACAUCAAGACAAACUUGUUUCUUUUCAUCUUUGCCCUUGGGUUUUAUCUAUCCCUCAAACUUCUUGAUAUUGACUUGUUAUGGUCUGUUCCAAAGGCCAAGAAGUGGUGUGCCAACCCAGAGUGGAUAAACAUUGACACAACUCCAUUUGCUGGACUGGUGAGGAAUUUAGGGGCACUCUUUGGUUUAGGUCUUGGAAUUAAUUCUGAAAUGUUCAUCACAAGCUGCAAAGGUAAAAAUAGCUGCAAGCUAAGUUUCCGCAUAUGGUGUAUAGCUGCUUCUUUAGCUACACUGCAGCUGUAUAAUUUCGUUAAGAUACCUACUCAUACUGAGUAUUUGUUCUACAUUCUCUCCUUCUGUAAGAGCGCAGCUAUGCCUCUGACUGUAGUUGCCUUGGUUCCAUACUGUGUCCACUCGUUAAUGAAGACAACUGAAAAGAAACUUAAUUAGGUAAAGGUUCAAAAUGGUUAGCAAUGUGGGGAUGGGUAUGAGCUGUUCAAGAACCCUCUGCAAAGGCGGUUUUGCUAACUCAUUUUAACCAAAGGGAUGCUACUGCAUCUUUGAUGUCCUCCUGGUAAGUAACCAGUACAUCCAAAAUCAGUAUGCUCCAGAAUGACUUUGGCAGCUCAGAAAUAUUAGUUGCUGAUUCCUAGAAAUAUUGCAAGCACCCUGCAGUAUGGUUAGAAAUGGCCCAAUAUUCUGGGUCAUAACAAAGUUUUAAAGCAUAAUCAACUAGUUUUAUUUAGCUAUAUGGUGGUCUUUAAGUUCUCUCCAUCUCUAGCUAGAUGAUGCUUCAAGCGUCAGUUGUACAUAUACUCGGUAUUAAUUUUUUAUAUAUAGAUACUGUGUGUUAAACUGCUACAUAAUGGUGUGACAGUAUCACACCACCUACCACUGUACGGCUGUACCCAGGCACUGUGAAAAAGGCCAGCGUAGUUAUAAGCAAGGUUUUACAUUUAACUUAUUGAGCUUCCUGAGCCAAACGGCUUCUGAUUAAGUCAGAUGAGAAAAAAAAAAAAAGUUUAUUUCCAUUAUACUCUGUAGAAUAUAUUUUUGCAUUACUAUGUGGGUUUUGUCAUUGUUACUUUUUCAAAGUGGUCACGUAAAUCAUGAAUGAUACAGAUCACACCUUUGAAAGUUGUCAGUGAUGAAAUUCUCUCAAUGUAUGUCCUCAAGGAUAUUGUUCAUGCUCCUAUAUUGCAAAGGUAACUCUCUGCUAAUUCUCUCAGAUCAAGAGACACAAGCCUGAAUCACUGUCAGUAGUUGUGUAAAUCAUGAAAAUGUGGUUGCAGACUGUCAUUGCAACUUUAUAUUCUUGUCAGCUUUGUUUACCUAAGCACACAAGUAGCUAAUAUGUUAAAUAUGUUUGCUAUAUAAAAUGGAUGUUCUAAAUAGGCAAAGGUGGGUACUUUCCAUUUUUACUCAUUAUUUGGCAUCUACUGUUGUAUAUUCCCUUUCAGUGCACAAUUUUUAAGCAAUAUUUUGCGGAUACCAUCUCGUAAUACUUAGUAUACAAGCUCUUUAUACAAUAGCCUUAGUAUACAAGGCCAUAAAAUGGGUAAUGAGGGCUGUGUGUGUAUGAUCUAAAAAAAAAAAAAUGGCUUAAAAUAUGCAACCAUGAUAGUGCUUCUAGACUUCCAAUUAGGUGUGGGAUAAUUCAAAUUGAAAGAUUCUUAUUUAAUUUGGGUAAACAAGGUGAAUAGUUUUGUGUUGGCCCUUAGGAAUAAACAUUAUACAAAUUACAGCAGCAAAUCUGAAACAGGCAUCCUUAUUUAAGAGCCUAGUAAGACUACCUCGACUUAAAAAAAUGAGUCAUCUGGUUUUAACAGUUUGAGGAGUAUUCUGCUUCAUGUAUCUCCUCAUAUCUUCUGUAAUGGAUCUCUUAACUCUUU